CAAAAACAAAAAAGACACCAUGGCGCCCGUCUCCUUCACAGCCAAGUCGUACUGCCGCGGCGGCGAGCCGACCCCGCUCAAGGUCAACGGCAACACGCCCGAGGGCCAGGUGCUCUUCUACGACUUUUCGCGCCGGCUCGAGGGCGACGCGCAGGGCGAGGCGACGGCCGCGUUCGUGGCCGCGUCGCACGCCGCCAACCGGGAGAGCAAUACCGCAGCCGGCGUCUUCUACUUUGAGGGCACGAUCCGCGGCAAGAAGGGCUGGUUCAGCGCCACGCUCACUGGGGUGCUGGAUUUCCCGCGCAUCGAGUCCAAGUUUGAGAUUAUCGAGGCGGCGACUGGCGGCGAGCUCGCUGGCCUCAAGGGCCGCGGAUGGUACAUCAUCGGCGAGAUGGACCCCACUGGCCAUGACGACGGCAACGACCUGCACUUUGAGGUCGACCUGCCUUAGAGUAGACGGCGGACAUGUAUACGCCGGAUAGUGGGUUCAUAUGGCGU
Molecule: messenger RNA, 498 nt
Organism: Vanrija pseudolonga
Lineage: Eukaryota; Fungi; Basidiomycota; Tremellomycetes; Trichosporonales; Trichosporonaceae
Exons: 3
Coding region: 20-451 (143 amino acids)
Source: RefSeq, a predicted model, not a curated record